AUGUCUGAAGCUCUACCUGAGAUGCAAUACCGGAGCCUUGGCCGCACAGGUCUGAAGGUGUCUGUGAUCUCGCUGGGCAGCUGGCUCACCUACGGUGGUCAUGUUGGCAAUGAAACCGCCUUUGACUGCCUGAAGGCUGCUUACGAGGCCGGCAUCAACUUCUUUGACACUGCGGAAGGUUACUCGGGGGGUCAAUCGGAGAUUCUGCUCGGGGAAGCGAUCAAGAAGUUUGGCUGGAAGCAAAAUGAUCUGGUCAUUUCAACCAAGCUGUACUGGGGCGGAGCCAAUGGCGCCAACCCCGACAAGCCACUGAACAACAAGGGCCUCUCCCGCAAACACAUCAUCGAGGGAAUGGACCUCUCGCUUCAGCGUCUCAACCUCCCCUAUGUGGACAUUGUCUACGCCCACCGGCCCGACCGCGAUACUCCGAUGGACGAAGUCGUCCGCGGCUUCAACCAUCUCAUCAACACCGGCAAGGCGUUCUACUGGGGUACCUCUGAGUGGACCGCCAGCGAAAUCUCCGACGCCUGGCGAAUCGCCGAUAAGUUGAACCUUAUCGGUCCUUGCGUUGAACAGCCCCAGUACAACCUCCUGGCUCGUGAGCGCGUGGAGAAGGAGUACCGCUGGCUGUACGAGGCUCACGGUCUGGGCCUCACGGUCUUUUCACCUCUCAAGGGUGGUGUCUUGACCGGCAAGUACAACGAGACGACUAACCCGCCGCCCGGCUCGCGACUGGCCGAGUCCCACGAUAAUUACAUCAAGGGUCUGCGCAAGACUGUUGGUGAUGAUGGCUGGAAGAAGCAGUUGGAGCAGGUGGCUGCUCUGAAGCCGAUCGCAGAGGAACUAGGUGUCUCCACGGCUCAGUUGUCGUUGGCUUGGAUCUUCAAGAACCCCAAUGUGUCGUCGAUGAUCAUCGGUGCUUCUCGUGUUGAGCAGGUGCUUGAGAAUGUGCGGGCGUUGGCGGUGGUGGACAAGUUGACCGAUGAGGUCCUGGAGAAGAUUGAAGCUGCGGUGGGGACCAAGCCUGCUAUGGAGGUUCGGAGAUUUUAG
Molecule: messenger RNA, 1050 nt
Organism: Penicillium diatomitis
Lineage: Eukaryota; Fungi; Ascomycota; Eurotiomycetes; Eurotiales; Aspergillaceae
Product: voltage-gated potassium channel subunit beta
Exons: 3
Coding region: 1-1050 (349 amino acids)
Source: RefSeq, a predicted model, not a curated record